This is a messenger RNA of Triplophysa dalaica, 4138 nucleotides long. It is a transcript of the gene lgalslb, whose product is annotated as lectin, galactoside-binding-like b. Bases 32 to 592 code for a protein of 186 amino acids. The record is from RefSeq and is a predicted model, not a curated record. The transcript has 5 exons. Gene Ontology annotation, molecular function: carbohydrate binding. NCBI's taxonomy places the organism in Eukaryota, Metazoa, Chordata, Actinopteri, Cypriniformes, Nemacheilidae.
CUCAGGGCUGGACCGCCUUGAUAAGCAUCCUAUGGCAUUUUGUUCCAAGAUGGCGUUGGCGAGCAUAGGAAAGGACGCGAUAAAUAUCGAAGAUGAUCAUAACCUUAAGAAUUCAUACGGAGAAGAUGGUCUUAUAUCACCAGAUAAAGAAGACAUCUCUCGUAUUCUGACGGUUCCUUUCAGCGGACGAAUCAGAGGUGGAAUGAGGCCUGGGAAGAAGAUCAUUGUCAUGGGCAUCAUAGAUCCAGAGCCAGACAGCUUUGACAUAAUUUUGACUUGCGGCCACAAGGAGGAAAAAGAUGAUGAGGAGCUCACCGAUGUGGCCCUUAAACUCAGUGUACGAUUUGCAGAACGACAGUACCUGAGGAGUGCACGGGUUUCUGGGAAAUGGAGUGAGGAGGAGGCAGUUAUAUCUUACUUCCCUUUCAUCCCAGACCAGCCGUUCAGGAUUGAGAUCCAUUGUGAGCACCAGCGUUUUAGGAUCUUUGUGGAUGGACACCAGCUGUUUGACUUUUAUCACAAAGUUAAGUCUUUGCAGGCCAUUAAUAUGAUCCGGAUAGUUGGGAGUCUUCAGAUCACUAAACUGGGCUGAACCUAGACCAGAAAGGACUUCUGACAGGUGACCACGCCCACCUGUGCAUUUGCCACAAGCAAUGAAGGCCUCCCAGCAUCAUCUUCAUUUUGCUUUCUUCAUUUAUUUCUGUGUAUUGUUUCAUGACAGGUUGGUGAAUGGUUGUAAUUUGAGAUGUGUGUCCCUUGUUGAAUGGUUUAAAAAUCUUGUAGCUUUUAAUAUUCAGUUUUUGUCAGGGAUUGCACAAUUUGAUAUGCACUCUGUGGCAGUACCAAGCGCCACUCUGAUUUCGCCUCAUAUGAAUGGACACUGCCAGUCUAUGAGAGAUUGAUGUCAGCAGUGUAGUUUCAAAAAUGAUCCAAGACUCAGGAAAUCAGAUAAAGUUGGUCUAUUUAGUAAUUUAAGACUAAGUUUUAAGAUGAUCAGAAUUAACAAAAUAAACUUGGAAAAAAAUUGACUAAUAGAACGUUAGAGAUUUAAAGUUUUAGCAUUUUUAUGUUCCACCCCAUUUUUGGUUUGGUGUCUCAACUACCUUCUUUAAUAAGCUAAAUCAUUUUGGGUGGAGAGUAUUAUUCAGGCCCCAUUUGUGUAGCAGGAUGAACAGUUAACCAGCCUUUUAUUCUUCAUAUAUAUGUUCAUUGCAACCAUUCCUUUUUCGAGAGAUUGUGUUUCACUGCAGAGGAAUGUCACGUACGACUUAGUUGACUUGAGGUUUGGAGUCAUCUUUGAAAUUGAUGCACUAAAUUGCGGUGGUGGAUCUUCCUAUCAUUCUCUUCUAAGCCAAUGCAUUAUUGGAGAACUUAACUAUUAUGGGAAAUCCAUAGCAACCAAACCAACAAGUGAUUGUUUUCUAGUUCAGGAAUUAGAGCUGUUUUUCAUUACUUAGAUAAAGUGAAUUUUGUGAAACCCAACUUGGCUCAUAUAAAGUUUACACAAGAUCUUUACCAUCAAGUAAAAGUUUAAGGAACACAAAUAACAGGGCUAAAUAGUUUUUUGAAUGUAAAAUCAUCCACUCAUAGGCUGCAUAAUAGCUAAUGUGUGGGUGUAUAGUGGAUGUCUUCAAAGAAAAAGCCUAUUAUUCCCUCCAGCUCCCUUAUUUAUAACACUCACUCGCCGCUUUGCUCCUUUUAAUAUAAAUGUGGACUCAAGACUCAUCACAUUUCCUGUGUUUUGCCGUCGUUUCUGGCAAUUUGCCCACUUUAACAUCUGCAAGGCACCUCUGCCACAUGAUCCGUACAUACCGUAACCCCCAGCAAGCAUACUUAUUUAUGAGACUAAUGUCAAAAUACCCAUUGUGUUUACACAUUGCACUGUUGAUAAGUAUUAUGUUCAGUUUUAUAACGUAACGCUCCCUGUAGAAAGAGGGAGUGGGGAAUACAUUUUAAGAGCUUUGAUUAUUAAUAUUAAUUAUGAGUAAUUAUUUAAGUUUCUUUCCGUUUCUUGAACAUUUUGAUUGGCACUCAAAGCAUCACUUCUUGAGCCGUCUUUAUUGGGAAAAACUCUGCUAAAUAACUUGAAGUGCGCCACUUAUACUCAGAAUAUCUUUGCUGAUGUUUAUGCACCACAAAACUCAUGUUUAGUCUCAAACACAACACAUUUAAUAACUAUUGGUACCUUGACCACAUACAUCUCGCUCUAAUAAAGCUGACAUUUUGUGGCAAAAACAUUUUGAGUUGAAGUUGAAUGAGAUAUAUCUAGCAUUUGAAGCCUGGACGUUUAGACCAAUGUGGAACACCAAAUAGUAUUGCUAUUUUAACGGGUACUUCUGUGGGACUUUCUUUGUUUUGUCUAAUACUGUUUUACUGUUUAAAGGUGAAACUCACACUUUUGGAUGAGAUUAAAUCUAUUAAAGUAUUGGCACAUAAAUGUUGUGUUUAGCAAAUUUUACUGCUUCUGUAUUUGUAGAUUAUUUUGGCACAAGUUUCUAUUCUAUACUGGAUAUCUUAAUAUAUUUGAAGUUUUAAAGGCGUUUAUUGGCAAAAACAUAAUAUAUGCUAAGAGUCAAUAUUUACAGAGUUGGGCCUUGUUUUUCAUAACCUCUGCAAUUUGCUCUGGCAUGCUGGAUAUCAGCUUCUGGGCCAAAUCCUGACUGAUGGCAAUGUUUCUUGCCUUAUUAGUGCUUGGAGAUGAUCACAAUUUAUGGGCUUCUGCUUAUCCACUUGCUUUUUGAGAUUGACCACAGGUUCUCUAAAUGUAACUGACAUCCGGGAGUUGCUUUUUGCAAUUAUUUUAAAGGCAUCUGAUCAAUCUGCAUAAUAAUCUAUAAACACUGAAUAAACCAGGACAGCUUAAGCAGAAACUUUGCAAAACACAGCCAAUACUUUUGGCCUCGACUGUAUGUGAGGUAAAUGUGGUAUACCUGGAUAGUUUUGAAAGGGGAGGGAGUAAAGCUUAUUUAACAGUCUAAAAGAUAAGGGAGCACAUAUUAGCUAACACAUUGAAGUGUUUGUGCUUUGGCCCUGGAGCUACAAGAGCAUGUGCGUUUAACAAACGGAGCCUUUGCAUUUCUCCCUAUGAUCCUGCUGAUUAUCCACAUGACAGAAGCUUUAAUGCUUCCAUUUCUGGUGCUGUUUAUUGUUUUGUAUCUCAAAAUAAAUUGCAACAAUUCUCAGUCUGGCUUACUGAUUCAGAGUUUAAAGUUGUAAAAUGAAUGUCAUGGUUCUUAAUUGAACAUUUUGUAAGCUUUCGAACUCUUGAUGUACAUUAAUUAUUACCUGUUUUUUUAUAUUUUGGAACUGCAAUAACGUCUCGAGUGUAUGUAAUGAUUAGAACGAGUGUAGAGUGAGUUACUAGUUUCCAUUUCAUAAAAACUAGGCUAGUUGAUUUCAUUGCUUGGUAUUGUUCGUUUGUUGUAUAUUCAGAGAUUUGCUUUAAGAACUUAAUAUGUUGGUUUAUUAUGUUUCUUUCAGGACUGUUCAAAGUGUCUAUGUUUGUAUUUAUAAAGUGGCCCAUUACUUGACUAGUGUGUGGUGAUGAAUAAUUGAAGUUGUACAAUAAUUUUCAUGAGUUAAAUCUAGACCAACAGAUAAAGAAUUGGUUUUGUGUGCUUUCAGUAUUUGGUAUUUCUAAAAAGUGUUCCUAUUUAAAAAUUGGUUUAGUAUUUAGUAAAAUAAUUUACUCUAAUUGACCUAAAUUUGCAUACCACUUUUCAAUUUAUUUUUGUUUUGUAAUUUAAUGCAUCUUUGCUCAUAUGGUAUUAGAAAAUGCUUCGUUUGUUAAAACAAAUGAAAUUAUUCAUAAAUUGUUGAGCUGGUGCAUAAUUGCUCUCCAGCAUCUCCUGCCUGUAAAUAUGCUGCAGUAUGAUGCACCUGAAAAAGGAGCCACUGAGUGAAAAAACAUAGCCUAUGUGUGAAUAACAAAUAUCUGAAUGGCACUUUAUUCUGCAAAUGAUUAUUUGCCUGCAAUCAUUAAACUGCAUCUAAACUGUUCAAAGUUGGUAUGCAAACUUAUUAUUGAUCAUAUGUUUUGUUUUUACAGUCAAUGUACAGGCUAGCUAUUUAGUGAAUUUUGUAACUCAUGAAUUUCAGAUUCUAACUGAUUUACGGACCAAUAAACAAUCCUUACAGA